Messenger RNA from Sitodiplosis mosellana (orange wheat blossom midge), 2269 nucleotides. RefSeq names its product arrestin domain-containing protein 17-like. The coding region runs from base 345 to 1784 and encodes 479 amino acids. Gene Ontology annotation, biological process: protein transport. The record is from RefSeq and is a predicted model, not a curated record. The transcript has 4 exons. NCBI's taxonomy places the organism in Eukaryota, Metazoa, Arthropoda, Insecta, Diptera, Cecidomyiidae. Gene Ontology annotation, cellular component: cytoplasm.
UGUGAAACAAAUGUGCGUACGAAACGCCAUCAAAAACUGCGCUCCGAAUUGUGAAUGUGUUAAUUUCGUAAUUGUUGCUAUAUACACAUGAAAUGUUUGUGUGAUUAUGCAUAUGAUCUGUAAUCGAACGGUUUGUUUUAUUGUAUCUAGCAAUUUGACGCCGACGAACGACACUCGGUUUGAGUUGCAGAGCAUUUGAUAUAUUAAUUUAUUAUUAGUCGUUGCUCACAGGCGAAUGGUUAAGGUUGUGAUUUUGAAUUGCUGCGCAUUUGAUUUGAAGUGAGUUGACCGUGUGUAGUGAGUCAAUCGUUCAGGAGAGAAAUCAACAGUCACCAACCAAGACAAUGGAUCCGUCGACUGAUCAAUCGAAAUCUUCUUCGUCGCCAGUCGAUGAAAAAAUUGCCAAACUCAAAAUCGUUUUGGACAAUCCAAAUAACACAUAUUAUUCCGGUCAGACGAUCCAUGGCACGGUUUAUUUGAACUACUCCGAAAUUCGUGGAAUUCAUUUUCGUGUCAUUGGAAAGGCCAAGUGUGCAUGGACCGAAUGGUUUGUACGAGAAUCAAAACCAGCUGACGGCAAAAGUGAAACAUCAGACUCCAGAUAUUAUGGCAAAGAAGAACAUUUGAAUCCGGCUGUGUAUGUUGUCGGUGCAAAAAACGGUCCAUUUAUCACACCGGAGAAGAGCUACCGAUUCUCGUUUGAAUUGAAAUCUGACCUCCCGUCAACUUUUCGCAGUGAAUACGGCGAAAUCAAGUACAAAAUGAAAUUCGUUGUCGACAAACGAUGGUGGAAUGAGAAGCAAAAAAUUACGUUUAAAGUUAUUAAAAAUGUGAACUUGAGCCAAAUACCCGCAACGUUGCAGCCAUUUGAGAAUCAACUGACAAAAACCUACGGCAUGAUUGACUCGGGUCCGAUCAGCUUACACGUGGCAAUUCCAAAGCGUGGAUUCAUACUUGGAGAGAAAAUUCCAAUUACGGUGACUGUCGCCAAUUCGAGCAAACUGCACGUUGAAAAGCUGAAAUAUUUCCUGUACCAAUUUGUGGAAUAUCACAGUACGGCUCCAAGUGAGCGUAUCAGAACCGAUAACAAGCGUAUUUUGAAGAAGGAAUGUGACGGUGUAACGAAAAAGUCGGAGCAAAAAUUUGAGCUUGUAAUUGAUGUACCAGAAGAUCUACCGCCGAGUCAGGAUAAAGCAUCGAGUCGCUUGAUUCACAUCAAAUAUGAGGUGAGAGUCGAAGCAAAACUUGGAACUCUUCAAAAGAACCUAGUCAUUCAGACUCCAAUCACAAUCGGCACUGAGCAAGUUACACUUCGACAUUGGGUGCCACAACCACAAUCACCGAAUCCUGUGUUGUCUCAUGUACAUUCUUACAUGAGUUUAGAGAUUUUGCCACACGAUCAAAGCAAUAGAUCAUCUGUGUUGUCACAAUUUCCCAUUUCACCAAUGUACACCAUUUCACCGUCAUACCCAGUUCCGAUUUCACCAUCAUAUCCACAAGCAUAUGUCAACUCGCCAAUCGGCUUGGUGUCAAACCCAUCGAUCGGAUCACAUAUGAAUCGAUUUUCAUGUUCAUCACAAAGCCCACAACAGAUCAAUCCAUACCAACCGACCGCACCACCAAUUUCUCCGCAUGAUUUCAAUGCAAGUGUUGCAGAUCGACCGACAUCGCUGUUUGUUCCACCUUCCUACGAUGAAGCAUGUGGCAAUUCGCAAGGCCUUCGCUUUAAUCAGUCAAACUACACAGCUCCUGCGGCUUUGAAUAAUAUUCCAAGCAAAUCCUAGAUUAGACAGUGGAAACGAUAAACUGUACUCACGAUUAUUUUGAUUUAAUUUGACAUAGUUUUAUUUUUUGAUAUGAUUAUGUAAUUGGAAUUAAGUCUUUAUAACAAAUUCAGUCGUUUCAACGAAAAAUUCGUUUUCUAUUUCAUACUCCAUUUUGUUUCUAAGCCAUAGUCUAUACUUUAGCAAUGAAACAGAAUGAUAUCAAUGUGCCAUUUGCUCAAACUUUAGCUUACACCUAGUUGAUAGAUGAGUUUUAUCGUAAAUUAGCUCAGGAAUAUACAUUUUCAUUUCAUGUCAGGCCAAAAAAAAACCUGAGUUUAACUACUUUUCUCAAAUUUGUUUUAGCGUUUACUUUAGUGAUAUAUUUAAUUUUUUUUUCUACCGUAAGUUAUCCAGUAUUUUUUCUAUGUUCAAACGCACUUUCUGCCUUAUUCUAUUUGAAAUUUUGAAAAUGAAAUAAAUGAAUAAAAGAAAAUGAAAAGAAA